AUGUCCUCCAGUGAACCCCAGUCACCACUGUCUGAGCCAUCAUCAGAUCCAUACCCAGGGCCUCCUCUUCUGCUGAAUCUCCCUCCUGAACUCAUUGACAACAUUCUUUCUCAUCUUUCACCCUACGACCUCUCCGCCAUAUCCGCUACAUGUCGAGAUCUGCAUAAGCACGCUCUCUCAGAUGUCCUCUGGUACCCUCUCGUUCAAGAAAAUGUCCCAGGCGUCACUCUCACAAGUCCCCGGCCCUGCGACAGCUAUCAUGAGCUUUACGCCGCUCACUAUCGUCUUUGGUUCCUCCCCAGACAGAAAAUCUGGUUCUGCGAUAGAGAUCUCACCGGAAGACUCAUGAUCGUUCGCUAUGAUCCUCGGCGGGGUUGCAUCGAGGGCUAUCAAUUGCUCGCGAGUAGAGACCGGCAAAUACAGCAAAGUUUCCUCGGACAAGGCGACGUUUUGAUCAAUGAAUUUGAUCCGAAAGUCAAACUUCAUCUUGAUAAGCCUGUGCUGCAGUUUCGCGUGGGAGAACGGGCGCCGGAGGAUUUUCUGAGUCGACCUGGUGCCAAUCGCUUCGCUGAUGAGAUGCCUGUGACUCUUGAUGACAGAAUCGAUGCCCUGUUUAGCAAUUUUAUGUUAACAUGCGAGCUCGAUCAAGAAGAAGCCCAGCAAAACCUCACCUCGAAUUUCCCAUACGGCAAUAUCUGGCCACCGCCUCAUAUCCCUUCAGACCACCACGUCUCGGGUAGCAGCACGCAGGUAACAGCAGAGGGCAUUUUCGUGAAAACACCGUCAUCCCGGCCUCGGCGCCGCGAAGAAGUAUCAGAGCGGUUCUUCCGUAUCCGCCAAUGGAUGGAAAUGGCGGGCGGUUUAUCCCGAAUCGUCGACGGCGGGAUACCCAACGUUCACGUUGGCGAGGAGCUCAUCACGUACUCCACCCUCGAUCCGAAGUUAUACACGCCGACUGUGUUGAAGCCGUGGAGGGGAAUUUGGGUCGGCGAUUACAGUACCCAUGGUUGCGAGUUCUUGCUUGUGCACCAACCUGACGAUGAGACGAGCGCGACGGAUGAAGAACUCGGUCUUGUAAGACGAGAUUCCGAGACUGAUGAAGCGUGGCAAGCGAGACGGACUGAAGGGCGGACGUUUCAGGGACGACUGGAGGCUAUCAAAUUAACUGGUGAUCCCAACGUUCCGCGGGGUGAAAUCACCUUUGUAGCUGAUGAUAUUGGGCCUGAUGGAGUCGUAGACGGUCCACCGGUAGAUCCUUGCUUCCAGGGAAUGAGAGCGGUACACAGCAAAGGGCAUAUUGCAAACACAGGAUUCGCCUCAGACCGGUACAUUGAGAGCCAGCUUAUCUUUGUCAGUCACGAUCGGCUUGCGCAGCACUGGGUUGGGUUUGGACACAUAAACUACUUUCAGAGGGUGGACAUUGAUGAGUUUCUCAAGGUGUAA
Messenger RNA from Fusarium proliferatum ET1, 1443 nucleotides. RefSeq lists its product as uncharacterized. The transcript is spliced from 3 exons. The record is from RefSeq and is a predicted model, not a curated record. NCBI's taxonomy places the organism in Eukaryota, Fungi, Ascomycota, Sordariomycetes, Hypocreales, Nectriaceae. Gene Ontology annotation, molecular function: protein binding. The coding region runs from base 1 to 1443 and encodes 480 amino acids.